AUGAAGAUCCUUUCAUGGAAUUGUAGAGGCAUCGUCAAUGGACGGGUUAAAAAGCACGUGAAAGAACUGCUUAACACGCCCAAACCCGAUGCCCUCUGUCUCUUGGAGAUUCACUCUCCUAAAAUACAGGGUAUGAUUAACUUAGUUAAUCGUCUUGGUUUCACUAACCGUUUUCUCGUUGAGCCGAUGGGUUUUGCAGGAGGAUUACUUUUAUUUUGGAAACACGGGCACAUCAACCUGGAGGUGAUUGUCCACUCUUCGCAGUCCAUUCAUACGAGAAUCAAGCAAGGGUUAGUGGAUAUCUUUAUGACUUUUGCUUACGUUAAGCCAAAUCCGAUGGCAAAACAAAGAUUUUGGGAAAAUUGUAAGUUGUUGGGAACUAACAUUCAGGGCCCCUGGAUAGUCAUUGGGGACCUUAAUGAUAUUGCCUCGGAAGACGAGCAAUGGGGUAGCGAAGCCACUUGCAAUGCUAGCUUACAAAGAUUUGUGGAUGCUUAUAGUAGCUGUGGUCUUGUCGACCUGGGUCACUCGGGACCCAAAUUUACGUGGUGUAGGUCUGUGGGAAACAGGAUCACUCAGAUGCGUAGAUUAGAUAGAACUCUUUGGAACACCGCUGCCCAAUUGGCCUUUCCGGAGGGUAAAACUGUUGUUCUUCCUAGAUUAUGCUCGGAUCACAAUCCAGUCCUUUUUAUGGAUGUGGCAGGUAUCCCUUCGAACCAAAAUGUGCGACCCAAGAGGUUUGAGGCAGCUUGGCUGACUAGGGAAGACUAUGGUACAAUCUGGAGGGAUGCUACUCGCAUAAGAGAUCGAAACAUGGCGGAUAUCAUCUCAGAUAUCACGGAACAGAGUUUUUUGUGGAAUAGGAACGUGUUUGGUAACAUUUUCAACAGGAAGAGGCACCUUGAAGCGAGAAUCUUGGGGAUCCAGCAAGAGUUGGAUUACACCUCGUCGGCAAGGUUACAGGCUCUGGAACGAACACUUACUAAGGACCUUAAUGAUGUUCUUUAUCAGGAAGAGGUUCCAAUCGAGGAAGUCAAGAAGGCGGUUUUCGGUAUGAAGAAGUAUGGUAGUCCUGGUCCGGAUGGAAUCCAGGCUAUCUUCUAUCAACAUUUCUGGGGUGAGAUUGGUCCGGCCCUAACUACUAUGGUCAAUCAGGCCUUGGAAACCGGUACGGUUCAUAAAUCCCUAGCGCAAGCCUGCAUGACCCUAAUUCCAAAAAAAGAUACCCCGGAGACAGCGGCAGACUUCAGGCCUAUUACUUUACUCAAUGUGGCGUUCAAGGUUAUUUCCAAAGUCUUGGUCAAUAGGAUGAGACCCAUCAUGUGCACUCUAAUAGGGCCGCACCAGAACAGCUUCCUUCCUAGUCAGUCUACGCAGGACAACGUGAUCCUCACUCAAGAGAUCAUCCAUACCAUGCACAAACAUAAAGGUAAAAAGGGGCUCAUGGCGGUCAAAAUUGACCUCCAGAAAGCUUACGAUAGUGUUGAUUGGGAUUUCUUACAAGAAACGUUGGAGUGCUUUGGUUUCCCGAGAAAAGUCAUUGAUCUUAUCAUGUUCACCUUUAAAGAAAGCGAGAUUUCCAUCAUAUAG
Messenger RNA from Ipomoea triloba (trilobed morning glory), 1590 nucleotides. RefSeq lists its product as uncharacterized. Lineage: Eukaryota; Viridiplantae; Streptophyta; Magnoliopsida; Solanales; Convolvulaceae. The coding region runs from base 1 to 1590 and encodes 529 amino acids. The record is from RefSeq and is a predicted model, not a curated record. The transcript has 2 exons. Gene Ontology annotation, molecular function: catalytic activity.